GGAGAAGAGGGGGAAAGCGAGAGAGAGAGAGAGAGAGAGGGGGGAGAGCGAUUUCCUUCUCUCACCUUUUUCCCCCAAAAUUUCCUCUUCCCCUCUCUUGAUCUCUCCCAAAUCUAAUCAGGGGGGAGGAGGAGGAGAGGAUUGAGGAAGAAGGGGGCGGCUACGAUCGCCGUCGUACCCUUUGAUCGCUCGAUAUUUUAUCAUUAGGUCGUGAAGCGGUGUAAAUCUCUAACUUUGGGGUACUACAGUUUGAAAAGGUUCUCUGCAGUAGACAUGCUCGCAUAACUCAUUGAAUUGGAUUGUUGAUUUCCAUCUGAAAGAUGGCUUCAGUAAGUGUGGCGCCUUCUUCCGGGCUCGUAGAUGCCAGUGGUAUAAACAUUGGUGUUGACAGAUUGCCAGAUGAAAUGAAUGAGAUGAAAAUAAGCGAUGAUAAAGAAGUUGAAGCAACAGUGGUUGAUGGGAACGGGACAGAAACUGGUCAUAUAAUUGUCACAACUAUAGGUGGCAGAAAUGGCCAACCAAAAAAGACUAUAAGUUACAUGGCUGAGCGUGUCGUCGGACAUGGAUCAUUUGGAGUUGUCUUCCAGGCAAAAUGUCUGGAGACAGGUGAAACAGUAGCUAUAAAGAAGGUUCUUCAGGACAAGAGGUACAAGAACCGUGAGCUGCAAAUCAUUCGCCUUCUUGACCACCCCAAUGUCAUCUGUCUGAAGCAUUGCUUUUUUUCAACGACUGAUAAGGAUGAGCUUUAUCUCAAUUUGGUGCUCGAAUAUGUUCCUGAGACUGUUCACCGUGUUGUGAAGCACUACAACAAAAUGAACCAGCGUAUGCCGCUGAUAUAUGUCAAGCUUUACAUGUACCAGAUAUGUAGAGCGCUGGCAUAUCUUCAUACCACCAUUGGAGUUUGUCACAGAGAUAUCAAGCCACAGAAUCUGCUGGUGAAUCCACAUACUCACCAGCUGAAAAUAUGUGACUUUGGGAGCGCAAAAGUCUUGGUGAAAGGGGAACCAAAUAUAGCAUACAUCUGUUCUAGAUACUAUAGAGCUCCAGAGCUUAUAUUUGGGGCAACGGAGUACACAACAGGAAUCGACAUCUGGUCAGCUGGUUGUGUCUUUGCUGAACUCCUGCUUGGACAGCCUUUGUUUCCUGGCGAGAGUGGAGUUGACCAACUUGUUGAAAUCAUUAAGGUUCUAGGUACUCCUACCAGAGAAGAAAUCAAAUGUAUGAAUCCUAACUACACCGAAUUUAAGUUCCCGCAAAUUAAAGCUCACCCAUGGCAUAAGAUAUUCGGUAAAAGAAUGCCACCUGAAGCUGUGGAUCUCGUCUCUAGGUUUCUCCAGUACUCUCCGAACUUGCGAUGCACUGCUUUGGAGGCAUUAAUUCAUCCAUUUUUCGAUGAACUUCGCGACCCAAAUAGCCGCCUACCCAACGGUCGUUUUCUUCCCCCUCUCUUUAAUUUCAAGCCUCAUGAGUUGAAGGGAGUGCCGAUGGAGACUCUAUUGAAGUUGGUUCCCGAGCACGCAAGAAAACAAUGUGCUUUUCUUGGGCUAUAAGACGGCUUUAAGAUUGCUACCUGAGAAUAGCCCAUCUACAUCUGAAUCAAGGCAAUUACCGUCUUUCCCGUCCUGUGAAGUAGAGACUGUUUUCCCAAAACCUCAAUGGGUUUCUUUUAGUACUCGAUUGAGAUCGAUAUAAUAGAUCUGUAACAUUAUGUAGAAGCUGAAAGAACGGAUUUGUUCAGUUUGUUUUCACUUAAUGUGUUCAGAUGCCCUUUGAGAUUGUAUCCGUGCUUAUUAUCAGUAGUUUGGGAACCCAUAUGAUAUUUGGGGUUCUCUAAAGCACAAUAUUGUUUCUUCCCUUUUUCUGUCUUUCGGACCUUACGAUCUGGCGCUUUGAGUUGCUCUUAUUAUGCUAUGUUCCAAGAAGGGCCCGCCAGUCUUAUAUUCUCUGUGAUUUUAGGCAAUAUUAUUCGGCCUAUUAUGAUC
Messenger RNA from Ananas comosus (pineapple), 1982 nucleotides. RefSeq names its product shaggy-related protein kinase alpha-like. The record is from RefSeq and is a predicted model, not a curated record. The coding region runs from base 321 to 1550 and encodes 409 amino acids. Gene Ontology annotation, molecular function: protein serine/threonine kinase activity; ATP binding. The transcript is spliced from 13 exons. Gene Ontology annotation, cellular component: cytoplasm. Gene Ontology annotation, biological process: signal transduction; protein phosphorylation. Lineage: Eukaryota; Viridiplantae; Streptophyta; Magnoliopsida; Poales; Bromeliaceae.